This is a messenger RNA of Stylophora pistillata, 1834 nucleotides long. RefSeq names its product adhesion G protein-coupled receptor L4-like. The record is from RefSeq and is a predicted model, not a curated record. Gene Ontology annotation, molecular function: G protein-coupled receptor activity. Lineage: Eukaryota; Metazoa; Cnidaria; Anthozoa; Scleractinia; Pocilloporidae. Gene Ontology annotation, cellular component: plasma membrane. Gene Ontology annotation, biological process: G protein-coupled receptor signaling pathway; cell surface receptor signaling pathway.
GGUAAAAGCAAGAUUAGUUAAAAUACGUUCUCUCCACAAAACUAAACGCGGUAAUUAAUUCCAUUUACAGAUCGAAAAAGGGCUGAGGAAGUGCAUGUUUUGGAGCGGCUUCGGCACACUGAGCCCCGACGGAUUUUCAGACAAAGGAUGCUAUGUAGUUACGUCGGAAAGCAACUCUGAAGAAACAGUUUGCAGCUGCAAUCAUUUCACUCAUUUUGCUGUCUUAUUUGACCACAGUGAUAGCACAGAGCUUUCCGAGCAGGACGAGACUGUGUUGGAGAUUAUUACCUGUGUAGGAUUAAGCCUUUCUAUUAUCGGAAUAAUUUUAACAAUAGCCUUGUACUCUUCCCUUAAAGACAUCCCUCAACCUCUAUAUCAAAUUCGAAUAAGCCUUUGUUUGUCACUCGGAGCUGGACAAGGAACGUUUCUCGCCGGAAUAAACGCCACAGAAAACACGGCCGCCUGUGUUGCGGUAGCAGCUCUGAUACAGUAUUUUCUGAUGGCCGCCUUUUGCUGGAUGCUGGUUGAGGGAAUUUAUCUCUACCUGUUUAUUGUGAAAGUUUACAACAUCAACACCAAGAUGCACAUGUAUCACGUCAUCGCAUGGGGUCUCCCUAUGAAUAUGGUGGCCAUUUCCCUUGGCAUUGCUGGUGGGAAAGAAGGAAUACAAAGCUAUAUCAGUGACAAAUAUUGCUGGCUACCCUCGACUAGCAAUCUGAUCUGGAUUUUCGUUGCCUUUGUGGUGUUCAUUGAAGUUCUCAACAUCUUGAUACUCGUGCGAGUCAUAAAAGAGAUGACCAAUUUGGUACAGCCAACAGCGGAAGACAACCAUUUUCAGCAAAUGCGACUUGGUAUCAAAGCAUCCGUUGUGAUGAUUCCUUUACUGGGUGUCACUUGGCUAUUUGGUUUUCUUUCGCCUGUACACAAAGCUUUUGCAUACAUUUUCACAAUACUCAACUCUACUCAGGGUUUCUUGAUUUUCUUUCUUCACUGUUUGCGAAAUACUCAGAUAAGAGAGCAUCUCAAAAGAAAGAUGAAUGCCGUUUUUAAGUCUUCAAAUGAGGACAACUCCACAAGGAAGAGCCCACAGGUCAAUUCAAGUGAGGUUGGCGAUGUACGGGCGGUUGAAUUGCAGUCUCGCAGUAAUUUUGAACCGAAGUUGCAUUGUAAUUAGGUAACUUGACUCGACCAUCAGGCAAUACUCAUUGAUUGUUCAUUACGAUCGUUUGGUUUAAACCGAAAAAUCGGUUGUAAUGGAGAUGAGUUUCAUUCUGUAGAUAAAGAAAGGUUACCCUCUUCGUUAUGGUUUUAGCAUCAACUAGUUCCAAGUGUUACUUUUUUUCAAAACUAUAAACACAUUUCCGAAAUGAUUACAUAUUUCUCGAAAGUUUCUUUAGUAGCAGACUGAAUUUUCCACACAAAGGCUCAAAUCAUCGUAGCUAACUAAUCUAGAAAAUAUCGUUCAUGGUUCUGUUUACAAUAGCUUAGCUGCUCUGCUAAUAACUGACCUUCGAAGAAGACUGCAAUCUUCUUUAGAUGUGCCAGGAAUUCAUGUAAUGAAGUUAUUACUCAUUUCUCUUCAAUUAGCAUUGUAUUUAAUCACAACAUGAAUUUAAUUGUCUCAUUCAAUUCAUGCACGGUGAACUUAUUGCACGAUGGUUUCAUAUUUCAUAUGUGACCUAUUACGUAUUGAGUGGAUAAACUACUUUUUUUAAGUAGUAUCUUGCUAAUGUAAUAGUAGCAGCCUCAUUUAACAUAUGAAUUUCUUGCUUAUAAAUGAAUAGAAUGAUGAAUAGAUGGAUGAAUGCAGAAUUAAUGGAGAAAUUAGUAGAUU